UGUAAUUAAACCACCGGAAGUUACAACUUUUAGGUUUGAGUUGUUGUACAUCCAGCUAAUCUGCUUUUAUGCCAUCAUUUAAAACUUCGGAUAUGAGUUCUGACAUACAUGUGGAUUUGAGCAACGGCCUCGAGAAUGUUCCUGUUUCAAUUGAGUGGAGUAUAGCCGUAACGAAGUUUCCUGAAUUUCAGUAUUCCCCAGAUAAUAUUCAGGGACCAGGAUGCACCAUUGACCCCAGUGAAGUCACCCUUCCUGGAUGCUCCUGCCUUUCCCGCUCCUGCUUCCCUGAGAACUGCUCCUGCCUGCAGACAUGUGGGCAGACGUACGACACCACCGGCACACGGCUGAACCUUAACAAAACGAACUCUGGGUACUGCUCACCUCUGUUUGAGUGUAAUGCCCUUUGCACAUGCAGUGAUGCCUGCUCUAACCGGGUAGUGCAGAGAGGGCUAAGACUCAGGUUGGAGGUUUACAGCACCGAGAAGAGGGGCUGGGGAGUGCGGACACUAGAGGCAAUUCCACAUGGGACAUUUGUGUGCGAGUAUGCAGGAGAGGUGAUCAGUUUUGAGGAGGCCAGACGCAGACAGCGAGCCCAGAGAUCUGAGGACAAUAACUACAUCAUUGGCGUAAGGGAGCAUGCAGGUACAGGCUGCGUCACUGAGACAUUUGUGGACCCUGCCAUGGUGGGAAACGUAGGCCGCUUUCUCAACCACGCCUGCCAGCCCAAUCUGUUCAUGCAGCCAGUCCGUGUGCACUCUGUGGUUCCUAGGCUGGCGCUGUUUGCUGGGCGAAAUAUUGAUGCACAAGAGGAGCUGACCUUUGACUACUCAGGAGGAUACAGUAACCAACCUCCUGUAGAGCUGCUGUCCAAACAAAGUGACGCUGCCAUACAAGCCAGUAGGGCAGAUGGACUCCAGAGGAAAGAGUGCCACUGUGGUGCCAACCACUGUGUCCAGUUUCUUCCAUUGGAUGUAUCUAUUAUCAACUGAAAUCGUUUAAAUUAAUAUUUCUAUCACAUUUAUUUUUUAUCUGAAUGUGAACAGAUGGGUUUGUUUUUCCAAAUGAUGGAGAUAAGAUUUUUGUCCUUUUUCUCCUGAUUAAAAAAGAAAAAAAUACUUAGUUGUCUUGGCCUAUUUACAGUUUCUCUGAAAUCUUGGUCCGGUCAAUCACUCAUUAUAACAAGACAAUGCAACUUGUUGAUGCCUCCAUGAAUGCAAUCAGCUGGAUGAGGCAGGUCGGUGGCCGUCAUUUUUUCCUGUUUGGUCCAACUGGUGUCUCCUGAUCUGCCACUGUCUCCAACUCAGUGCAAGAUGAUGCAAUGGAAACUAAAUCUCAAGGCUAGGCUCUGAGCGAAUAAACUUCUUGAUAUUCCAGUCCUUUGACAUGUACACUCCCUUUGAUCUAUCAUGGGAUGCUUGUUCUAAAUAGGACAUGUCUGAUUUACAGGCUUGCAGCUGUCAUCCUGUCCUGGCACAUUUAAGUCCCAUUUCUCACACAAUACAUAAAUCUGGAAGGAAGAGAAGCUGCAGAUGUGAACUGCCAAUGAUGGGAGGAAGGAUGUUCAAUAGUUUUCUUAAUGGCCACAUAGGCUACAAAAUUGAAGUGAGUAUUGAAAGCAUUGUGUUGAAUAUAGAAAGCUUUUUGCAGUAGGAAGUUGUCA
Molecule: messenger RNA, 1660 nt
Organism: Etheostoma spectabile (orangethroat darter)
Lineage: Eukaryota; Metazoa; Chordata; Actinopteri; Perciformes; Percidae
Gene: setmar
Product: SET domain and mariner transposase fusion gene
Exons: 2
Coding region: 69-989 (306 amino acids)
Cellular component (GO): nucleus
Molecular function (GO): zinc ion binding; protein binding; histone methyltransferase activity
Source: RefSeq, a predicted model, not a curated record